This is a messenger RNA of Penicillium griseofulvum, 1572 nucleotides long. Its product is annotated as acyl-CoA synthetase. The transcript has 3 exons. Gene Ontology annotation, biological process: fatty acid metabolic process. Lineage: Eukaryota; Fungi; Ascomycota; Eurotiomycetes; Eurotiales; Aspergillaceae. Gene Ontology annotation, molecular function: medium-chain fatty acid-CoA ligase activity. The record is from RefSeq and is a predicted model, not a curated record. Bases 1 to 1572 code for a protein of 523 amino acids.
AUGCCAAUCCCAUCCCUACCCCUCUUUACUGCGGCGGAGCAACAUGCACAGAAUCCCGAGAAGAUAGCCGUCAUUGACACCACCAAACAAGAAUCGUUCACAUUCGUUCAAUUACUGGCCGAUGCAGCAUCAUUAAGGAAGCGCAUAAUUGAGCAAUUGGGUUUGACAGGCGAUUUGGAAGAACGACGCAUUGCCUUCUUGGUCCCCAAUGGAUAUGACUACGUUGCUACGCAAUGGGCCGUGUGGGCGGCUGGAGGUGUCUGCGUUCCACUUUGCACAAGUCACCCAGUGAAGGAACUGUUAUACACUAUCGGAGAUUCGGACCCCUCAUUGAUUAUUGUCCAUCCACAUUUCGAGAAGAUCGCACCCUCGCUACGUGAAGGAUGUACCGCCGAUAUACCAUUCAUGGGACUAGAACCGUUCUCUCGAAACGAGACCCCGACCUUACCUUCUUUCUCACCACCCUUUGCGCUCACUCGUCGCGCUCUGAUGAUCUAUACCUCUGGAACCACAUCAAACCCCAAGGGCUGUGUGACGACACACGAGAAUAUCACUUUCCAAGCGAGCUGUCUAGUCAAGGCCUGGGAGUACUCUCCCUCCGACCAUCUUAUUCAUGUGCUGCCACUCCACCAUGUCCACGGUAUCAUCAAUGGCCUGACUUCCAGUUUGCUGAGUGGUACAACGGUGGAGAUGCAUCCGAAGUUUGAUCCGAAGGUGAUCUGGGAGCGGUGGCAGGACCACGGCUCCUCGACUUUAUUCAUGGCUGUACCGACUAUUUAUUCGCGUCUAAAUGACUACUUCGAUGCUCAUAUCCGGGGCACGGAACAAGAAGAUGCCGCACGGGCGGGCGCUCGUGCUUUACGGCUGGUCGUCAGUGGAUCUGCGGCUCUACCCACUCCAAUCAAAGAAAAAUUCGCCGAAAUCACCGGGCAAGUUUUACUAGAACGAUAUGGGAUGACCGAGAUCGGCAUGGCGCUCAGUUGUGGGCUGGAGAUUCAAAAGCGAAUCGAUGGCAGUGUAGGAUGGCCAUUGCCCGGCGUGGAGAUCCGACUGACUGAAAAAGAAACCGGUCGGAUCGUGGAUGGCGUGAAUGAAGACGGUAUGAUUGAGGUCAAGGGCAGUAAUGUCUUCUGUGAGUAUUGGCGGAAACCGGAAGCGACGGCCUCAGAGUUCACAGCGGAUGGAUGGUUCAGGACCGGCGACGUUGCUAAACGCGAUUCAAGCGGUGCAUACUUCAUCCAAGGCCGUGCUUCUGUUGACCUGAUCAAAUCCGGUGGAUAUAAGAUUUCCGCAUUGGAAGUUGAACGCAAGAUGCUGGCCAUUCAUGCGAUUCAAGAAGUUGCAGUAGUUGGAUUGGCGGACCAAGAAUGGGGCCAGCGAGUUGCAGCAGUUGUCAAGUUCCGAGAAGGGGUUACAUUAGACCUUCCUACUCUACGAGCUGAGCUCAAGGACGAGAUGGCUCCUUAUAAGAUCCCAACCGUUCUAAAGGUUGUAGAUGGGAUCGAGCGUAAUGCCAUGGGGAAGGUCAACAAAAAGGUCAUUAUACAAAAGUACUGGCCGGAUAAAGCAUGA